CGCCCAUCCCGAUGGCUGGAGGCGUCUGAGGGGCGGACGGAGGCGGCGGCGGAGCGGGAGCGGGAGCGGGAGCGGGCGCGGGCGCGGGAGUGGAACAGCCGCCGCGGGACCGGACCGAGCCUCGCCGGCGCACCUGCCCGCAGCGCCCGCGGAGCGGCCCGAGCGCGACCACCUCCAGAGCGGCGGCCGAGGCGGCUGAGGCGGCUGAGGCGGCUGAGGCGGCGGGGCGCGGGCGCGUCAGGCGGGACGAGACAAUUUUUCAUGCAUUGGAGACCAGACCAGAAGCACUUCUGAAUUAAGAUCUCAGAUUCCUUGAAGUGGCAUUAAAGAGCACUAGGACCUGAAAAUGAGUGAACUUGACCAGUUACGGCAGGAGGCCGAGCAGCUUAAAAACCAAAUUAGGGAUGCCAGAAAAGCGUGUGCAGAUGCAACUCUCUCUCAGAUCACAAACAACAUCGACCCGGUGGGAAGAAUCCAGAUGCGCACCAGGAGAACGCUGAGGGGGCACUUGGCCAAAAUCUAUGCCAUGCAUUGGGGCACGGAUUCCAGGCUUCUAGUCAGCGCCUCACAGGAUGGCAAACUGAUCAUCUGGGACAGCUACACCACAAAUAAGGUGCAUGCCAUCCCUCUGCGCUCCUCAUGGGUCAUGACCUGUGCAUACGCGCCUUCUGGGAACUACGUGGCCUGCGGUGGCCUGGAUAACAUUUGCUCCAUUUACAAUCUGAAAACUCGUGAAGGGAAUGUACGUGUGAGCCGUGAACUGGCUGGACAUACAGGUUACCUGUCCUGCUGCCGCUUCCUGGAUGACAAUCAGAUCGUCACCAGCUCUGGGGACACCACCUGUGCUCUGUGGGACAUCGAGACCGGCCAGCAGACGACCACGUUCACUGGACACACUGGGGAUGUUAUGAGCCUCUCUCUCGCUCCUGACACCAGACUGUUUGUCUCUGGUGCUUGUGAUGCUUCAGCCAAACUCUGGGAUGUGCGAGAAGGGAUGUGCCGGCAAACUUUCACCGGCCAUGAGUCUGACAUCAAUGCCAUCUGUUUCUUUCCAAAUGGCAAUGCGUUUGCCACUGGCUCGGAUGAUGCUACCUGCAGGCUGUUUGACCUCCGUGCGGACCAGGAGCUCAUGACUUACUCCCAUGACAACAUCAUCUGUGGGAUCACCUCGGUGUCCUUCUCCAAGAGUGGGCGCCUGCUCCUUGCAGGGUACGACGACUUCAACUGCAACGUGUGGGACGCGCUCAAGGCCGACAGGGCAGGUGUCUUGGCCGGGCAUGACAACCGCGUCAGCUGCCUGGGGGUGACUGACGAUGGGAUGGCCGUGGCGACAGGGUCCUGGGACAGCUUCCUCAAGAUCUGGAACUAACGUCGACAGCAGGUGGACGUCGUGGCGACUGGAAGACCAUUCCAACCUUGAAGCGUUACAGUGAUAGCAUUUCCUCUCCACCCCUACUAACGUGGACGCCCUGCACCCCCUCAGAACUUCAAAAGGGCAAGGCCUUUUCCUUCACUUAUUGCUGAAACCAAGAGCACAAUUCCCAUUAAGAGAACCUCUGUGCUGUAAACUGAGACAAAAUUGUGCAUUCCUUCCGGGACCAUCGUCUUUGUUCUUUUUUGUCUGGAAUGAAUUUAAAAGGAAAUACCAUAAUAAACAUGUUAACCAGAAGGUAAACUUGAGUGUAAUUGUGAGACAGACACACCUUUUCACUAGUUCAUUUGAAUUUCAGGUCAGUGACCCUAUUUUGUGCUGUUCACGCAAAACAAGUGGAGGAUUUUAUCUCGUAACUGGUUCUAAAUUUCAGGUUGUGUUUGUAACAGGAUUUUGCAAACAUUCAUAUUUCCUUCUUAAAAUAUAUUCCUUUACGUUCAGUAGUUCAACAGAGGAAGAGGGUCUGGUGCAGCCUCUCUGAAAUUGUUAAUGAUGUAAACUGAGUCCCUCAGGUUUUUAUUUUUUGUCCUGUGUCACGUAAUUGUUACGCACAAACACGGCCUAGAAAGGAAGACAGACGCUAAUCAGGAAAGGAAGCAAGCACACGCCGUGGAUGGUCUUGAACGCGUGAUGAAGUCUACUCCAGUUAGGCACCUGUUCCUCCCCACCCAUCCUCCCCGCCUUCUCGGUUCAGUUCUUAAUCUCACAGCGGGUUUCCUUGUGAAGUUGGAGGGAAGGAAGUCCAUGAUAAUAGCCUAACGCUACCCUGUGCCCCGCCCCCAGCCGUCAGGAACCUCUGUUUUCAAGAGAGGCGCCCGUCCCGUGCUUGGAUAGUCAGUCAAUUAUUUGUGUAUGAAACCAUGUACAAAUCAAUGUUUUGAAAAUAAUGAUCUCAAACUUUCUAAGUUAAAUUUUAAAAAAUUUGAUCGUUUGCCAUAUUGGGUGGGUUUACUCUUAGAAUCGCAUGCUGUAGAAAUGCUCAAAAGUGCAUCCAGGACUCAGUCCUUAGAUGUUCUUUUUCUUUUAAGAAAUAACCUCUUUCAAGUUGUAACCAUCGCGGCUCUGUCCACUUCUUGCUGCCAUUCUGUGCACCGGAAGCAGUACAGCGAGCAGCCCCUCGCGCUUGGGUGGCAGGAUGAGUCACUGUUUGCUUUCUUUCUUUUAAAAAAAAAAAAAAAAAAAAAAAAGCCCUGUUGCAAAGGAUUGCCGUUGGACUCGGGGGCGGGGGGAGCAGGGGGUAGAGACCCGGCCUUCCUCUGCCAACUCCUCUUGGCCGGUCUCUGCCGUGGGACCAGCCUUCUGCAUCUGAGGCGGGUCGUCGUAUAACACCCACGCCUCCCCGGUCCCGCUGGAGGCCGGGGGACAGCGGCGCCGUGGGCUGCCUCCCUGCACCCGAGCCCGCGCCACAGCAGCAGCGGGGGCUUCUCUCCGUCCUGUUUCCGCAGCAUCCUGUACAGAACUGCGCUGUGCCGUGCAGUAGGCCAGGGGCUGGCAGGGAGAAGAAACACGAGCCCUCCUUCCCUCCCAUCCACACCUCUGUAGGAGCUCUCUGCACCCCGUGCCCUCACUGUAUUUAAUUUUAAAGUCAGUGUAUUGCAAGGAGGCUGGAUGCGAGAUAGAUACUAUAUUAAACUGUACUGUUAUUUAAGAUGUAAUAAAGCGGUUUGACAUGA
Molecule: messenger RNA, 3105 nt
Organism: Prionailurus viverrinus (fishing cat)
Lineage: Eukaryota; Metazoa; Chordata; Mammalia; Carnivora; Felidae
Gene: GNB1
Product: G protein subunit beta 1
Exons: 12
Coding region: 347-1369 (340 amino acids)
Biological process (GO): G protein-coupled receptor signaling pathway
Cellular component (GO): cytoplasm; heterotrimeric G-protein complex
Molecular function (GO): signaling receptor complex adaptor activity; protein binding
Source: RefSeq, a predicted model, not a curated record